GCAUUGUUUCAUGCCUUUCGCUCGCGAAAGGGGUCGAAUCGGCGGCUGAUUUGACUUCGCUCGCUCUUCGAGCAAAGUGAAAGUGAUCCGAGCAGUCACAGGUUCGGAAGCGGCGGGUCGGCCGGAGCCGGAGGAGAAACGUAACCAAGUCGAGGAGAUAUGAGCGGCGGCGGCGGCGGAGGCCGAGCGCCGGCGGCGCAGUCGCAGGAGCUGCAGCUGCCGCCGGGGUUCCGGUUCCACCCGACCGACGAGGAGCUGGUGAUGCACUACCUCUGCCGGCGCUGCGCCGGGCUUCCCAUCUCCGUGCCCAUCAUCGCCGAGAUCGAUCUCUACAAGUUCGACCCCUGGCAGCUCCCAAGGAUGGCGCUGUACGGCGAGAAGGAGUGGUACUUCUUCUCGCCGCGGGACCGCAAGUACCCGAACGGGUCGCGGCCGAACCGCGCCGCCGGCGCCGGGUACUGGAAGGCCACCGGUGCAGACAAGCCGGUGGGCACGCCGAAGCCGUUGGCCAUCAAGAAGGCGCUCGUCUUCUACGCCGGCAAGGCGCCCAAGGGCGACAAGACCAACUGGAUCAUGCAUGAGUACCGCCUCGCCGACGUCGACCGCACCGCCCGCAACAAGAACAACAGCCUCAGGUUGGAUGAUUGGGUACUGUGCCGAAUCUACAACAAGAAAGGCGUGCCGGAGAGGCCGGCCGGAGCCGGCGGGGCCGAGGCGAGCAGCCAGCAAGGCGCGCAGGGGUCGAUGGGCUCGCCGCCGGAGCAGAAGCCGUCCGUGCCGCCGCAUCCCACGGCCGGGGCGGGGUUAUACGCGCCGCCGCCGUUCUCGGACCUGGCGGCGUACUGCGAGGUCCGGCCGUCGGACUCCAUGCCCCGGGCGCACGGCGCGGACUCGAGCUGCUCGGGCCAGGGCCACGCGCUGGCCGCCACGUCGUCGUCGUGCGGCGGCGGCGAGCGGCCUGAGGUGCAGAGCCAGCCCAAGAUCGCCGAGUGGGAGCGCACGUUCGCCGGCGCCGGUGCCGGUCCGGGGAUCAACCCGGCCGGCUCGAUGCUGGGGCUUGGCGGGCAUCAUCAGCUCGGCCCGGCGGCGGUGGGGGUGGGGCAGCUGCCCGCCGGCGACCCGCUGCUGCAGGACAUCCUCACGUACUGGGGCAAACCGUACUGAGACCGAGGAAGGACGGUGGCUAGCCGCAAUUGUCGUCAUCGGGAUCAGUGGCCCGAGCCGCCGGCGAUGCGGCCGUGUCGAGCCCUGAUCGUGGAGCUAGCAGGACUACAGGACCAUUGCUUAUUGCCGCUACUGCUACGAGAGUUGAAUUAAGCUGUGUAUACGCGAUUGAUUUGGACAUUUGGUGCUGGAAUUUUUGUGUACUUAUGUUAGUACUAGUACAUACUAGACCGAGUA
This is a messenger RNA of Sorghum bicolor (sorghum), 1401 nucleotides long. Its product is annotated as NAC domain-containing protein 48. The coding region runs from base 160 to 1164 and encodes 334 amino acids. Gene Ontology annotation, molecular function: DNA binding. The transcript is spliced from 3 exons. Gene Ontology annotation, biological process: regulation of DNA-templated transcription. The record is from RefSeq and is a predicted model, not a curated record. Lineage: Eukaryota; Viridiplantae; Streptophyta; Magnoliopsida; Poales; Poaceae.